This is a messenger RNA of Coffea eugenioides, 3900 nucleotides long. RefSeq lists its product as uncharacterized. The record is from RefSeq and is a predicted model, not a curated record. The coding region runs from base 658 to 3525 and encodes 955 amino acids. The transcript has 2 exons. NCBI's taxonomy places the organism in Eukaryota, Viridiplantae, Streptophyta, Magnoliopsida, Gentianales, Rubiaceae.
UCUACCACUGCUCUUACAGGCUAUACGGCCAAGCUCUUCCAACGACUGAGAGGGACAGGGAGGAAAGAAGUUGGUGGGAAUUGAUCUACUCCUACUUGUAGUAGUAGUUUUGCUUUAUUAGCACCUUCUUACUAGCAAUAACUAGGGAUUACAGUGGUUGUUCUAACUGCUAUUGCUCCCUCCCAUAGAUUUUACUAGUUUUUGUUUUUGUCCACCUCUUCAGUUGGAAGUCCAUUUUUGUCUCUGGGCAGCGCUUGAUUUUUGGUCCUUUUGUUUCUUUUACAUUUCUGAGUUGGGCAUACGUAGCAGUUACAAACAAUGAUUUAGCUGGGUAAUUCAAUUGGGAUGGCUUUCAAUCUGGACGUGGAAUCUUUGGUGGGGUUAGCACCUGGUUUCUGUUGUUGAACUACUACUAAUGCUUAAAAAUGGGUAGGUGUUGAAUAUUUUGAACACAAAACUGCUCUUGUUGGAGGAUGCUAAAGCUAGGGUUUUUCCUUCCUUUAAUGCAGUUAAAAAGGUUUCCAGAGCAGAAUUUCGGCCAAAGAAUAAAUUACUGAUAUUGAAAAAAAAAGAAAAACAUUUUCAUUUCUUGAAUUUGUUCUGCGUUGUGGAAAGUCGUCAGAUUGGUUUUGGAGAAACCAAGAAAGAUUCGUGUUAAUGCAUCUUUCACUAUGGAAACCUAUAUCAUUCUGUGCAGCCUUGAUGAUGGACAAGAAGAGCAGGAGAGGAAAAGGUUCUUGGGUGGAGGAGGAGGAGGAGUGGGGUAAGGCAAAGCCAUCAACUCUCAAGAAUUUGCCGGAGAACAAACUAAGGGAGGCUCUUGAGGAGGCUUCUGAAGAUGGGUCAUUGGCAAAAUCACAUGAAAUUGAUUCUGAGUCUUUGAAUCAAGAUGGCUACUUAGGAAGGUCAAGAUCUCUUGCAAGGCUUAAUGCCCAGAAGGAAUUCUUGAGGGCAACUGCUCUUUUGGCUGAUAGGACAUUUUGCACUGAAGAAUCCAUUCCUGACUUUAAUGAAGCCUUCGAUAAGUUCUUGACUUUGUACCCAAAGUUCCAAUGUUCAGAAAGAAUUGACCAAUUGAGAUCAGAUGAGUACAGUCACCUAUGUGAUCCAGGUGCAAAGGUAUGCCUUGAUUACUGUGGUUACGGGUUGUUUUCUUAUUUUCAAACGCUACAGUAUUGGGAUUCAUCUGUAUUUAGCUUAAAGGAAAUUACUGCAAAUUUGAGCAAUCAUGCACUUCAUGGGGGUGCAGAGGACGGUACUGUGGAGCAUGAUAUUAAAACCAAAAUUAUGGAUUACUUGAACAUUCCUGAGAAUGAGUAUGUACUUCUUUUUACUGUUAGUCGAGGAUCUGCAUUUAAAUUGCUGGCUGAAUCAUAUCCUUUCCAUUCGAACAAGAGGCUGUUGACUAUGUUUGACCAUGAGAGCCAGUCUGUGAGUUGGAUGGCUCAAUGUGCUAAAGAGAAGGGUGCAAAGGUGUACAGGGCCUGGUUUAAAUGGCCAUCCUUGAAACUCUGCUCUAGAGAGUUGAGAAAACAAAUUUCAAACAAGAAGAAAAGGAGGAAAGAUUCUGCAGUGGGGCUUUUUGUUUUCCCUGUUCAGUCAAGAGUUACAGGUUCCAAGUAUACAUACCAGUGGAUGGCAAUGGCACAGCAAAACAACUGGCAUGUAUUGCUGGAUGCUGGUUCACUAGGUCCUAAAGAUAUGGAUUCACUUGGUUUGUCCCUUUUCCGGCCAGAUUUUAUUAUUACAUCAUUCUACAAGGUAUUUGGUUAUGAUCCAACAGGGUUUGGAUGCCUUUUGAUAAAAAAAUCUGUGAUGGCAACCCUUCAAAACCAAGCUGGUCGUACGGGGUCUGGGAUUGUGAGAAUUGUCCCUGAUUUUCCUCAGUACCUUGGUGACUCUCUGGAUGGCUUUGAUGGAUUAAUGGGCGUGGAAGAAAAGGCAGACGACAAAAAUGAAAACACUGAACCAGAAAAGCCUGGAGGGCCGCAAUUGCCAGCAUUUUCUGGUGUUUAUACGGCCUCACAGGUCAGGGAUGUUUUUGAGACAGAGAUUGAUCAAGAUAACAGUUCAGACAGGGAUGGGGCAAGCACAGCAUUUGAGGAAGCCGAUAUCAUUUCAGUUGGGGAAGUUAUGAGGAGUCCAAUUUUCAGUGAAGACGAGUCAUCUGAGAACUCGUAUUGGAUUGAUUUAGGUCAAAGUCCAAUUGGGUCUGACAAAUCUAGUCAAUUAACCAAACAGAAAUCAGACUCACCUCUGCGGCCCUCAUUGUUUCCUGCCAGGAGAAACAAUGAGCAACUUUCUCUGAAGGUUACGUCUAAAUAUACGGAGAGUCCGAUAUAUGAUGACAAGAGGUUAAGUUUCAGAAAGCACGAAGAUCAUGUCUUAUCUUUUGAUGCUGCUGUGAAGUCGGUAUCACAGGACCUGGACCAUGUGAUGGGAAUCCCUGAAGAAGAAUCCCUUUCAGAAACAGAGCCAAAUUUGAAAAAGCUUGGAAACUAUGCUAAUGGCACAAAUAUCAGAGAGAUUCAGGAAGAAAAUGAAAGUUCUCUGGAAUCGAGGAUAGCAUGUUCUAGAUGGAGCUGUACUUCAAAUGGAUUUGGGGCAAAGCACAGAAAUUCAGGCUUACGGCACAGCAAACUUGAGAUUUCGUCCACAUCUGAGAUUUGCCCAGAAAGAAAAGAAAGUGCCAUAAGAAGAGAGACAGAGGGUGAAUUUAGGCUUUUGGGGAGGAGAGAAAGGAAUGGAUACACUGGAGGCAGAUUUUUCGGACUGGAAGAUGGUGACAGAGUUGCUGGCAUGGGCUGUAGGGUAUCGUUUAGCUUGGAUGAUAGCCAGAUUGUAAAUCCAAAGUCCUCUUAUGAACCAGGGGAACCUUCUGUGAACAGUUUGGUUGAUGCUGAAUCCAUCCAUGACGGUGAAUAUGGUGAUGAGCAAUGGAAUGGAAGGGAGCCUGAGAUUUUCUGCCGCCAUCUUGACCAUGUUAACAUGUUAGGUCUUAACAGAACAACUCUCAGACUGAGGUAUCUGGUUAACUGGUUGGUUAUCUCGUUACUUCAGCUUCAGUUUCCCAGUUUUGACAAAGGUGUUAAAACAUCCCUCGUGCAAAUAUACGGUCCCAAGAUAAAGUAUGAAAGAGGCGCAAGUAUAGCUUUUAAUGUGAGAGCAAGCAGCAAAGGAGGGAUUAUUCAUCCUGAAGUUGUUCAAAAAUUGGCCGACAGACACGGGAUAUCUCUUGGCGUUGGUAUCCUUAGCCACAUACGCUCAGCGAACGGUGCAAAGCAGCACAAUGGGGCAUUAUGGAUUGAAGAUGCAGCCUUUUGUAAGCCAAUGUCCAACAGCCAUUGCCGCAACGAAAAUGCGCUCCUUCGGAUUGAGGCUGUUACGGUGUCGCUCGGUUUCUUGACCAACUUUGAAGAUGUCUACAGAGUGUGGGCAUUUUUGGCCAAGUUUUUGAAUCCAUCUUUUGUUGAAGAAGACAGAUUAUCCACAGUACAUGAGGAUUUGGAAGAGGCAUUAAACUGAGACUUUGCAUUUUUCUUUUUUGGUUAGCUGGCAAGAAAAUGAAAUUUCAAUGUCAGCAUGCUUGUAUGGUCAUUCUUGCCCAAGUUGAUGUUUAAUUUGUCGGGGAUUAUGGAAGAUGCGGAACAAAGCUCGUAGCCUGUUGCAUAUCCUCUUGCUCCAAGCCAUAAGCCUGCGAGCAAAUGGAUUUGUUGAUUCUUCUUGUUUGCUUCAAUUCUCUAUUCUUUAAAUUCGAUUUGUAGCUUAGGGGUGUAGAUUUUGCUUUGUAAACGUACCAGUUGAGGAAACUUUUGACCGUAAAAGUAGAACUAUAUAAUUACCUGAAGGCAACUCAGUGGCGCGGCGCUGCCCAGCCUAGGGUACUUGAAAUCACUGGCA